Hippocampus comes (tiger tail seahorse) is the source of this 5175-nucleotide messenger RNA. It is a transcript of the gene lmo7a, whose product is annotated as LIM domain 7a. Gene Ontology annotation, molecular function: protein binding. The record is from RefSeq and is a predicted model, not a curated record. NCBI's taxonomy places the organism in Eukaryota, Metazoa, Chordata, Actinopteri, Syngnathiformes, Syngnathidae. The transcript has 30 exons. Bases 244 to 4581 code for a protein of 1445 amino acids. Gene Ontology annotation, biological process: regulation of signaling; regulation of cell adhesion.
CUGGGCUCCCUUCAUUUUAGCCACUUGAACAGACUCCGUGGAAUAUGGUCCGUAACUGGAAGGUGACUGUUGCGUGGGAGAACAAUUCCAAGCGAGAUUAGGAAAUAUCACCUGGUUGGUCCACUCGGCGAGUUUCGAUCGUCGAUGAGAAGAGAAGGGAGUACAGCAGAAUAAUGUCCACGUCUGUGGACGUUUAAGCGCGGGGUCAGUUCAUAGAAAAAACAAACAGGACGUUUUGGUGUGAUGGAGUGGCGAGAACAGUCCACGGUGAGCUGUCAGGACGCGUACGUGGAGGCUCAGAGGUGGAUCGAAGCAGUCACCAAGAAAACAUUUAAGGGCAAAGACUUCCGAUCGGCUCUGGAGAAUGGCGUUUUGCUGUGCGAUCUGAUCAACAAGAUCAAGCCUGGCAUCAUCAAGAGAGUCAACAGGCUGCCAACACCAAUAGCUGGUCUGGACAACAUUAACGUCUUCCGCAAGGCCUGCCUCAAGAUCGGACUCAAGGAGGCGCAGCUCUUUCACCCCGGAGACCUCCAGGACUUGUCGUCAAGAGUCACAGUCAAGGACGAAGAGACCGACCGGAGACUCAAAAAUGUGCUGAUAACACUUUACUGGCUUGGUAGAAAAGCUCAGGGCGAGCGUUCCUAUGAUGGACCUUACCUGAAUUUCAAGGCGUUUGAGGGAUUACUUGGCACAGCACUUCACAAGGCUCUACAAGAAUUGUCUGGUCAGAAAGGCAACAGCGUCCAAGACAGUGAUUUGGGAGAUAACUGGUAUUCAGAACGAGAGGAGCGUCACCAGUUAAGAGGAAGAGGAGGUGGACACAGGAGAGAGGAUUCGUUGGACAGUUUGGACUCUCUGGGCUCCCAGACGCUUAGCUUCUCAUCGGACGCCACACUGAAAGGCAGCAGCGAGGGUUGUUGCAGCGACGCCGAGGCCGACGCAGCUUUCAAGAUGUCCAACAACAAGGAGUCUCUUUCUUACCGCCGCUCCGUCACCCUCACACCGAAGGUCACCACACAGUUCAACCAAUUCCUGCCCACGAAAGACAAGGCCACAGGAUAUGUUCCCGCUCCUCUGAGGAAGAAACGGACCGAGCGCAACGAUGACAAUCGACGCAGCUGGGCCAAUCCUGUUUCCAUGGACGAAGAUGACUUACCGAUCACCAGACAACGGCAAGCAUCAGACAGUUUCGACGGGAGCAAAUCAACAAGUGACGUCAGUGAAGAACCUGUGUUGGUCAGACGGCUGUCUCAGUAUGAAGCUCUCGAGAAAUACCGCGAGCAGGUCAAGCAGAGCGAUGAUAAGUGGCAGGAUGACCUAAGCAAAUGGAAAAACCGACGUAAGAGUGUCAACUCUGACAUUGUUAAAAAGAAAGAAGAGCGGGAGAUGGUGGAACAGAUCACAUCCGGCGGCAGCACCCGAAAGUCCAAGACCUACAAAGAGAUGCAAGAUGAGAGGGAGAACAGGCGAAGCAGCAGCAUCGGCAGUCGCAUCGGGUCGCUCAGUUUUGACAAUGACAACGAUGUAUUUGAGAAACCGAAACCCCGUCCUCGAGACAGCAUAAGUAGGAGCUACACUGUGGAUACUUUUUAUCACUCAUCUGGCUCAUCCAAGUCUGCUCAGAAAGAGGACAAGCCCCCAGAGGUCCCGCUCAGGUCCACGAAGCAGGGGUCUGAUGUCGUAGAUGCUCCUGGCGUGACCACCGCUCGCGGUUCCUUUCACAGACUCAAACCUUCCGAAGCCACGUCCUCCCUCAGGAGUUCAGUCUUUGAAAGCACGACCACAACAGAGGAGAUCUCACGCCCUCCGAAAGCCUCACAAAAGGUGCCUGAGCCAAAGAGCCCAGUCAAGGUGCAGCCCCCAUCUUCUGCUGCCAUCUACAAACCAUCGCUGCAAAGCAAGACAGAAGCCAAUGCUGCAGCGGUUUCUCGGAUAUCCGCCUCCCUGCCUAGAAGCUACCAGAGAUCGGAUAGUGCUCGACUGUCAUCAGUCGUCACUCCGAGACCUUUCGGGACCCAGCUAUCCCGUGUAGGCUCACUUAACCGGACCGUCACAUCGUAUGAGUCCAACAGCCGUAUCAAUGGCAACGCUGCUAUUUCCAAAAACUCGUCGGUGCCGAGUCGCUAUCACCAGUUCAUGACCGCCGAAGAUGAGGCCGAGUCGCAGUCGAGCCCCAUCCAAAGCAGCGAGGAUGACGAUGACACUCCAGAGGAGACCACGGUGAAGAGUGUCACCUCCACGUCAAGCGUCUCAUCCCGCACAGUUGAGAUCAAAAGAGAAGUUUCAGCCACUGAACCCAGCAAGGAAAGUACGUGCGAGAUGCGGAUCAGCCUCAACCAGAAGCCCAACAGCAGUCGCGACUUUGGCUUUGAUGUGGCAUGGGACUCUAGCGGGGCUCACGUCAAGUCCAUCCAACCAGGCAGCCCAGCUGAAAUGUUCCAGUUGCAGGCUGGGGACGAGGUGCUGACAGUAAAUGGCCAACGGGUGGCAGACAUGGGCUACCUGGAUUGGAAGGCCAGCAUGGACCGGGCUCUGCAGGAGGGCAGUUUGGUGAUGGACAUAAGGCGUUAUGGCAAGAGCAACUGGGACAGAGAUCCGUCUUCCCCGCUAUUCAAAGGCUAUAAGACCAUCAAUCUGACCACUACGGAUCAUCCCAUACUUGUAGGUUUCUCUGAUGCCGGUGGUGCCAUGCUAGAUUUCACUUCGCUCACUGACACAUCUGCCAAGGCCGCCAGCCACUCUCUAGUAGAUGUGGCUUCCAACGGCAUCGGUGGUGGUUACCCCAAAGUGUCCAUGAUGACUCAAGAAUCAGAGCCCAUUUCUAUGAUAAACUUAAAACGGAGAUCAGAGUUUUUUGAAAAAGGAGCAGCAGACUCUGCCAUGCCAGAUAUACCCGUUCCUCCAAUCACUGCGUCUUCGACUCGUUGGUCUUGGGAUCCAGAAGAGGAGCGCAGGAGACAGGAGAAGUGGCAGAAGGAGCAGGAGCGCCAACUACAGGAGAAAUAUAAGCGUGACCAGGAGAAAUUGCAGGAGGAAUGGACAAAGGCCCAGCAGGAGAUCUCCAGCAGUUUCCCACAAUCCGAGCCUGUGGGCUCAACCCUCGCCUACCGGGAGCUGCAGCAGGAGCGAGAGAGGCUGGAGCUAGAGAGGAAGAGGAGGGAGGAGGAGGAGGAGCAGGAGCGCAUGAAGCUGGAGAUGGAGAGGAAGCUGAGAGAGGAGGAGUUUGAGCGCCAAAGGCAGGAGAUGAGGAGGCGGGAGGAAGAACUCGAACGAGAAAGACGGGAAAUAGAGAGGAAGAGGAGGGAGCAGGAGCAAGAGCUGGAGCGCCAAAGGCAGGAGAUGAGGAGGAGGGAGGAGGAGCUGGAGCGUCAAAGGCAGCAGGAGGUGGAGAAAAGGAGGAGGGAGGAAGAGCUUGAACGCCUGAAGCUAGAGGAGGAGAGGAGGAAGAAGGAAGCGGAGGAGGAGCGCCAAAGGCAGGCGGAAGAGGAGAGGAGGAGGAUCAGGGAGAAGGAGGAAGAGGAGGAGAGGAGGAAGAGGGAAGAGGAGGAGCUUCUGUGGGAGAGGAGGAGGGAGGCAGAGAAAGAGGAGCUGAGGAGGAGGCUGGCGGCUGCGGACGAGCAGCAGUGGCAAGAGAGACACAACAUCUUCGAGGAGCAGAGGGCUAAAUCGCUUGACAAUGAAGAAAGACUUCCGAGCAGCGGUGUGUUUGUGUAUCGGUCCAGCGCGGUCCACUGGUUGCUGGAGGAGCAGGCCAAGAACACACGCGACAAAGUGGCACACGGUCAAAGGGCCGUAAGCGAAUUGGAAAAGCAGAGGAGGAAUCUCCUCAAUGCCAAGAGAUACAGGGAGCCUGAGAGAGUGAUAGGCGGUGAUGUGGUCGACACAAAGUUUGCGCAGCCGCCAUCGCAGGCGGAGCUCCAACGCCAGCAGCUCCUGAACGACAUGAGGAAGAAAACUAACUUGCUGACGGACAGCAGCUGGAUCCGCCAACGAUCCGCCACCACUCCUGGCCACGACGACCUGCCAUCAACACGCAGGGGCGGCUCGCUUGACCACCUGGAUAAACCCGUCAACUCCUGGCGUUCGUCGUGGGCUCCCAGGAGCGAGUCUUAUAUUCCAAACUACUCCAGGCCUCACUCUGCCAUCUACGGCAGCGCUCCCCUUUUCGGCGGCGGGCCGCCGGGGGCGGGUUCCGGUGCAAGCUCCCUGCCCCCCUCCUUCCGGGGCCCGGCGGUGGGAACGACCCCUUGGUCUCGACAAUCGGCAUCCCCUUUGCCAUCUUCUGUGUCUCCCACCACCUCUUCAGAAUCUGGUCCUGACGCAGGGGGUCAGCGGCAGCGCAGCAGGUCAGUGAGCGGUAAGAAAGUGUGCACCUUGUGUGACACGGCGCUGGGAAAAGGAGCAGCCAUGAUCAUCGAGUCCCUUGGGCUCUGUUAUCAUUUGAACUGUUUUAAGUGCAUCGACUGCAAGUCGGUCCUCGGGGGAUCGGAAGCCGGGGCGGAAGUCCGAAUCCGAAACAAACAGCUCUACUGUAACUCCUGCUACAUGCGAUUCAAAACUGGCCAGCCCACGCCAAUGUGACUUGUGGGUCCUCCAGAAGAUCGACUAGGAGACCACGGGCAACAACAACCCGUGAUGCCCCCGCCUCACCUGGCGCCAAAUGGCCAACUUCUACAUCAUCAUUCUUGAGAUUUUAAUCAUUUGUGCUGUUUUUUUUUUCUUUUUAAGUGGGUAAGACCGGUGUGUGUUUUAUGUGCAAGAUGUGAAAUUUUACAGCUGUACAAAGGGUUCGUCUUCUGCAUGCAUUUGGUUACUGCGGGGAUGGGAAAAACCAAAGCCUGUGGGUUCAUAUGCAGCCAUGGUGAACGUUAAUUCUCUCAUAAAAAAUAUCGUAUUUUUUUCAUAAAUGCAGUUUGGCACUUGGAGAAAAAAAAUGCUCCUCAAUCUUACUACCACAUCUUCCUUUUAAUUAUUAUUUUUAUGAAAACUAGUCGUGUUCAGUUUUCAUCUGCCUACUUAUGUGCCUUUAUUUCUGCCACAGGGAAAAGUCAUUAGGACGACUAUUAUCGUUAUCUAAACUGUAUUUAAUAAGACGGAAUAUUACACGGGUUGUGAAGAAUAUAUAUGUGAUGAUGGCACAGAAAUUUGUAAAUAAAGACUUCAACGCUGAUCUUG